Hydractinia symbiolongicarpus is the source of this 1971-nucleotide messenger RNA. RefSeq names its product sulfite oxidase-like. Gene Ontology annotation, cellular component: mitochondrion. The coding region runs from base 125 to 1840 and encodes 571 amino acids. Gene Ontology annotation, molecular function: molybdenum ion binding; heme binding; oxidoreductase activity. NCBI's taxonomy places the organism in Eukaryota, Metazoa, Cnidaria, Hydrozoa, Anthoathecata, Hydractiniidae. The transcript is spliced from 2 exons. The record is from RefSeq and is a predicted model, not a curated record.
CCGGUAACCGCAUCGGAAUUCGAAAUGGUAGUCACAAUUCCAAAACAAGAAGCUUAAAACUGCAAAGUUGCAACAAAGCUAAGCAAAUUUUAGCACAGUUUCCAAGGUGAAUACAAAUAUCAUCAUGCUGCCAAGAUUAAUUGGAAAGAAGUACCCAAACAUAUCUGCUAUUUAUCAAUGUGUCAAUCCUGCAAGAAAUAGAUUUGAAAAAUACGUGUCUGCAUCUCUUGUAAAUUUGAGUGAAAAUCAAACAAAAGCAUACCUUCAUGUUGAACAGAAUUAUCAACAGCAUAAACAAGAUCAAAAAAAAAGAAGAACAUACUUCUUACCUUUCCUUCUUACCACUGCUGUGUCUCUCUCUGGUUUGAAAUACUAUUUAGAUCACAGAGCAACAACCUCGUGCUCGAAAAAAGUACCCCAAAAAUUGUUCUCACGACAAGAGGUGGCAAAGAAAAAUUCUAAAGAAACAGGUGUUUGGGUAAUUUUUGGCCAUGAUGUUUAUGAUAUUACUGAAUUUGUUGCUAAUCAUCCAGGUGGGGCAAAUUACAUUAUGUUAGCUGCUGGCAAGAAUGUUGAACCUUAUUGGGAAAUGUAUGCAUUCCAUAAAAAUGGUGAAGUUCUUGACAUUUUAAAAGAGUACCACAUUGGUGAAUUAAGAAAAGAAGAUUGGGUUGUGGAAGAAAGUUCAAAAGCUGGCCCAUUUGCAAAUGAUCCAAAGCGACAUCCAGCUUUGAUUGCUAAUUCUACUGAACCAUUUAAUGCUGAAACACCCCCUAUAUUGGCAGUAGAUAAAUUAAUCACUCCAAAUGAUUUAUUCUUUGUGCGCAACCACUUGCCUGUACCAAACUUACGUUCAAAGGAUCAUAAGCUGAUAGUUAAAGGACUUGGAAUAAAGAAAACCAUUGUUCUAACUGUUGAUGAAUUAAAAAGUAAAUACAAAAAAGUAACAUUAGAAGCAGCUUUACAGUGUGCUGGAAACAGAAGAAGUGAAAUGAAUCCCAUUAAGAAAGUCAAGGGACUAUCAUGGUCCCACAAUGCAAUAAGUAAUGCUGUAUGGGGUGGAGUGCUUCUUAAAGAUGUUCUUAUUAGAGCUGGUGUUGAACCAGAGGAUAAAAAUUUAAAACAUAUUCAUUUUGAGGGUGCUGAUACAGAUCCAACCGGUGCUCCUUAUGGUGCCUCGAUUCCUGCAAAUCGAGUUUUUAACAAAAAUACACCAAUUUUAAUAGCAUAUGAAAUGAAUGGAGAACCAUUACCAAGAGAUCAUGGAUUUCCACUUCGGAUAUUAGCACCUGGUAUAGUUGGAGCACGUAACGUAAAAUGGUUGCAGAAAAUUGUGGUGAGUGACAAGGAAUAUCCAGGCCAUUGGCAGCAAAAUGAUUAUAAACCAUUUUCACCAAAUAUUGAUUGGGACAAUGUUGAUUUUUCGAAAUCCCGUGCUAUUCAAGAGCUUCCAGUUACGUCAGCAAUAUGUUCUCCUCCAGAAGGUUCUGUAGUAAAUGAAUGUGAUGAGGAAGUUACAGUCAAGGGUUAUGCUUAUAGUGGGGGAGGAAAUGCAAUUGUUCGUGUUGAUGUAACUACAGAUGGUGGCAAGACAUGGCAUACUGCUAAAAUAAAUCAGACGGAUCAAGAUAUUUAUGACACUUUUUCUUGGGCCCUUUGGGAAUGCAUCCUUCCAAUACCACCAAACCAUAAUGGCAAAAUGGAAAUUUUAUGCCGUGCAGUUGACAGCUCUUGUAACACCCAACCAGAAACUGUUGCUCCAAUUUGGAACCUACGUGGUGUUUUAAACAAUGCAUGGCAUAAAAUGACCUUAAAGGUUGAGAAUGAUGAUGAUGAAUGAAUGGGGUUAAACAAUUAUGUGACAUUGAAGCAUUAGUUGGAAAAGAAAAUCUGAAAUAAGAGCAUAUAGUUAUCUAUAUGUUGUGAGUACUAUUAUAACUUUUUUAAGAAAUAUGAAAUUUAUUCGUGCAA